Anoplophora glabripennis (Asian longhorned beetle) is the source of this 2383-nucleotide messenger RNA. RefSeq lists its product as uncharacterized. The record is from RefSeq and is a predicted model, not a curated record. Bases 210 to 1973 code for a protein of 587 amino acids. NCBI's taxonomy places the organism in Eukaryota, Metazoa, Arthropoda, Insecta, Coleoptera, Cerambycidae. The transcript is spliced from 3 exons.
CAUCAACUAACAUAUAAGCAGUGCUCUGUGUUAUAACCCGCAUCUUAAGGCAAUCUAACGAUGACUAACUCACUUAUCUAGAAAAUUCUUAAAAUCACAGGAAGCGUGUUGUGGUGCACCAUAUCGAAAUGCGCACCAUGUAUACAGAACAUUUGUUUGUAGUUUGUGAAGUGGAAAUUACAGUGAUUUAGGAGGAAUAAGCAGCGAGGAUGAAAAGAACAGUAGCAGUACUGCAGGGGUUGCUGUUAGUAACAUCGACUUAUUCUCGAGUAUCGACAUGUAGAAAAGAAAAUCAACAGGCUCUUUAUUACAUCUACAAUGGAAACGUAGAGACUCAUUCUUUUUACUGCUUUCGUAACGUUGACGAGAACUUCAAAUGUGAAAAUUUUAAUAAUGGUAAACCAGUUACAAAUCAUUAUCAAGACAUCCUCUCGAAGUGCCGGCAAAAAAACGAAGGUAUAAAUAGUAAUUUAGGAAUAAAAGUCAAGCUGUGUCAAGUACCAGCCCGAGUCAACUUGCUCCAAAAUAAUAUCACGCUCGUCAGCAACAAAACAUGUCGGUAUAAAGAAGAAAGCUGUUAUGAUUCAGUUGUUGGAAAAUACGUAUUUUGGGAUUACAAAGAGAAUUGUCAAAAUCUAAUUCGAAUGUACAAUGAUAUGGUGGAUGUUUGGAAUGUUGGGCAAAAUGAAAUGAAAUUUAUUCGUAAAAAUCGAGUUAGUUUAUUAUUAACAGAAAGAACUAAACUAUGCGAUACUGAAGUAUGGAAAACCAACCACAAUGGUAUUGUAGUUUCAACAAACUAUAUUAAGGCAGUAAAAGGAAACUUGUUGACAUUUCAGGAUGUUCUACCAGAAGCUUGUAGCACGAACUCUUUUUUAAAACAGGGCGUUGACACAAAAAAAUCGUGGUAUAUUUACAAAUAUACUUCCACCGUUACGAUUUUUUACUGUUUUUGGAAUUACCAAAAAUUUUGCCGAGAAAUAGGAUACGAUGAAGUUAACCCAAAAUAUAACUCGAGUAGUUUGUCGACUAAGUGCAGGGAAAAGUUUUUUGGAUUUAGAAAUAGUACAAAUCCAAAGGUGUGUGAGAAGAUACAAAUAGUUGAUUUAAUGAAAGACACAGCGGAAGGCCUUCCUUUAGAUUGUAAAUACAGUUCUGGGAUCUGUAACCAAUAUCAUGCAUUUUGGACCUAUACCGACCUAUGCAAUUCUAUUCAGAAAGAGUAUAUUGGCUACGAAAAGGAGGUUGCAAGUCCAAAGCAUACAACUCUAACGGAUAAUUCCAUCGAGUUGACUUUACUCAGAGAAACAAAACUGUGUGGAGAAUCCGUUUGGGUCACUGACAAAGACGGUCUUGUGGCUUCGGAAAAAGAUCUACAGUUUCCCCAAUCGACCAAUAUAGUUUUCCCGGAAGAAAGUGGAGAAAUUGAAAGAGACAAUAACCAACAGCAACUCGUGAAUUUUGAAACAAAACCACCACCUUCCCAUUUCGCCAACACCGCUUCUCCACCUCACAAUAAAAAAAAUAAAAACAGACCCCUUGAGACAGCUGUGGUGCCUCAACAACAUGAGGAAAGUGACAACAAUAAAGAACAUCACUUGUCUCUUGAAAAGAAACACGAGGAUGAGCUUUCCAAAACCGUCGAGUCUCAGAAAAAAGAGAUCAGCUACCUCCAAAGUUUGCUGCGCUUCCUGAUAUUCCUUACGUCCCUCUGGAUUUUCUGGUGCAUCUUCAACGUGGCAGUAAACUUUGUAUCAUUGAAGAAAUUAAACAAAGGUCAAGCUUCCAGAAACCAGGCCUAUCUCGUGAACUGCGUUUCUCAGAGCUUAACAACUCGCUACAUCUUCUUCACUCAGAAACACAUGAACAACACAGAAGGAGGUGUUGGUGGUGUAAACGUAUCCGUGGAUAAUGAGUUGUAUAACAAGCCGGUAUCAUAUAACAUGCACGAGUAUCCCACAGCGUUCAAAUAGAUAGCAGGGGAUAUAAUUUUUAUCUCAUUAGUUUAGUUUAAGUGUAUUCCAAUAAUAAUCAAUAAAGCAGUAGUGUAGACUAAAAUAAAUAGAAGUUCGUAAAAAAAAUCAUAAGCAUUAUCUAGUAUAUUCUAAUGACAACGAAUUUUAAUUGAUUUCACGGCCCCACGGGAAAAAAAUGUGUGGUAGAACUGGACCGAUACCAGCGUUGCCAGACGUCCCGAUUUUGGCGGGACGUCCCGAUUUUAAGCCCAAAAUUAAAUGUCCCGCGCGGGGAAGGAUCGGUCGAAGGGUAGUACAAUAGUAAAGUAACGUAUUUUUAUUAAAAUAUAUUUUCUAUGGCAAUCAUUUUUAAUUUGAAACUCAAAUAAAAGGAUAAGUAGUUAAAAACUGUUGAUUAUACAGGUUGU